This is a messenger RNA of Daphnia magna, 1106 nucleotides long. RefSeq lists its product as uncharacterized. The transcript has 4 exons. The record is from RefSeq and is a predicted model, not a curated record. Bases 496 to 999 code for a protein of 167 amino acids. Lineage: Eukaryota; Metazoa; Arthropoda; Branchiopoda; Diplostraca; Daphniidae.
UAUGCAUUGUCAGGAUAAUUUUGACCCAAAGAGAGAGUGAGAGUGACUUGGCGGGGGGCUUAUUGAAGAAUUAUUGAGAAUGCGAAUUGCUGCUUUUGAUAACCAACGUUUUCCUUUUUUGUCGUGAGAAUUGUCUUGGGUCGUGCACAACACAUUUAAAAGAUAGCUUUGUCAGGUUUUUCACCAAACCUAUACGCCUAUACACCUGGGUCAGUUCGGUUGUAUUUUUGCCUGACCAUGGCCUGAUUAACACAUUUUAGCCGGUCGCAGAAGUUAAAAACGCCCCACUCUUAUGCUAACUCCAAAAAACAGCGGUUUCACUUUUGGGCUUCAUAUCGCUGCUUUAACCAGUUUUGAAAGCAACCAACUUGCAUGUGCCACUAUCAGAUUUCGACGAACAUGUACGGUCAUACCAGCUGGUUGUGCGUGUGAGCCUGGUUGCUUAUUCUUGCGUAGUGAAAAAAAUCAAUUUGUAAAAACAUUCCAAUAUUCGUUAUGACACGAAGAGUGAAAACACGUUGCUGCGGUCUUUCCCUACAAGUGGGAACGAAAAUCAUAGGUUUUUUUUCGUUGGUUGGCUACUUGAUUCAACUUGUCAUUAGUAUGAUGCAAUCAAGUGGUUUGGAUUUGGAAGACGCUUCACUAGAUGCUGCUGAGAUUUUCAUCAUCAUUUCCAGCGUGAUUGUUAGCUCUGCCCUUCUAGCAUGUUGCGUGUUACUGCUACAAGUGGUUUUCAGCAACAGUCGUCCCGUCUUGCUGGUACCGUGGCUCGUGGGCGACAUGAUAAUGAGAUCCAUACAUGUCAUUAUCCUAAUCUCUGGCAUUAUGCUAGCAAUCAAUUCCAACAUCGCUCACGGAGUUUCUACCGUCUUCAUCAUGUCGUGCUUUAUUGGAUUGGAAACUUAUUUGUGGUGGAUCGUCUUGUGUUACUAUCGAGAGCUUAGACACCACGAAUCGACCUGCAAAGGUGCAACAACAGCCGAAUUGGUUGCCAUGUAAAUGAAGAGCUUUCAGUUAACUGAACAUAAAAGGUAUUUCUUUCGAAAUCAAAAAUUCCACUAAGUCUGUAAUCAAGUGAUCGAUAUUUAAACUUUACUUGCGCGCAA